Caenorhabditis auriculariae is the source of this 6907-nucleotide messenger RNA. NCBI's taxonomy places the organism in Eukaryota, Metazoa, Nematoda, Chromadorea, Rhabditida, Rhabditidae. The record is from the annotation of a GenBank genome assembly.
AUGAACCCAUUUUUACUUUUUACUCUACUAAGCACGGUGCUGGCGGCUGGGAAUGCAGGUGAGCCUUUUUUUUUUCAAUUUUUUGUUCAUAAUGCUUUUUUUUUUUCAAAUUAUGCCUCUAUAAGCGAGAUUAAAAUCUCUUAUGCGAAUAUUUCAGUUUGACAAAAUUCAAAUAUCAAGUCGCUUUUUUGAAAAUAUUUGCUAACGCAAAAUCCAAACUAAAAUGCUAAACUAACGCAAAAUGCAAAGCGACUAAACAUUUACGUCAAUUUGUUUCUUCUUUUCCUUUUUGAGAAAACUCGGUUUUUCUCAGUUUAACUUUUCAAAUAUUUCAAAAUUUUUUUGAAAAUUCUGUUAGAUUUUCGUGGAAACCAUCCCUUCACAAGAAAAAGCCUAGAUACGCUGAUUUUUUUUUUCUUCAUAUUUUUUCAACUUCUAAACCCCUAAAGCGACUAUUUUUUUUAACCAACAGAGAGAAAUUUGAAGAGGUAUUAUUAGAUUUACAAGACCUACAUAAUAAGAUAAGAACUACAUGAAGAUUUGAAGACAUCUAACUUUUCCUCUUUUCCAAAAACAUAAAGUGUCUACCAAAUUAUCCAUGGAGCGCACAAGAAUAAUUUAGCCAAAUUAUUUUUGCAGCCAGCACAACGUUCAUCGUCACCGGCAACUCGAUUCACAAUGUUUUCAAGCAAAAAUUGGCCCGUCAACUUGUCGAAGGCUUUGAUGAAUAUGAGAAAGGUUUUUUUAGUAUGAAUUUUUCUCAGAAAUUUAUAAUUUUGUUCUUUUCUUUGUCCGUGUGGGGGUGCUGCAGUAACUUGAUCAUACACACAUGUGCUCUCGCCCAUGUUAAACCGUUGAGAAACGGCAAAAACCAAAAAAAAAAAAGACGGAAGAAAAGUGUAAAAAUGCAUUAAAACGCCAUGAAAAUGGGGUCCAAGGUUUUGAUAGGGAAGUGAGAUUUUUCAAAAAAUGGGCUGCGAAAAAUCGCUUAAAACUGAAUAACUUCGAAAAAAAUUUUCAUUCUUAAGCUCUGGAUUUGGCUUGCAAGUAAGGAUGAUAAGAUGAAAUUCAUAAAUUGCUUUUUCCAAGCCAUCUAUUUGAGAUCAAUUUUCAUCUCCAUCUCAUUUUUUGCAUUUUGUGAAAAAAUAAACUCAAAAUUUCGCGAAUACCACUUCUUCUUGAACUUUCCAAUUUUUUCUUUUUUUUUCCUAUGCCAAAGCAUUUUUUGCUCAUUGAAAACUAAUCUAAUAAAUCUUUGAUUUUUUUUCACUUCCGAUUUUUCUAUGACCACAAGAUAACUCUCCAACCGUAUUCUGUGCACCUUUCAAGCCCAAUUAUUCAGUUCCGCCAGAAAAGAAAAUCAAUCAGCCAGGAAAACUCUCAAUUUGCUCACUGUUUGACCACCGCCGCGAGUCGGCAAAGGUGUAAUAUCCAUCGAGUCAUUCGAUUGACAACACACGCAAACACACACCCUCGGGAAGCCCCGCGCAAAACAAAUCUUCCUUCCGACGUUCGGAUAUUUCAUGGGAAAUAUAUGAGAAACUAAAAUAUAGUUUAUUCACGUCGAUUCGUGAAAAGUCUUGCUCGCAUGGAGGAUGGCUAGAAAGCGGGAACCAUAAUCCCAAACCGUGGUGCCGUUUUAUCACCACAUACGCCUAGGGUAAUCAUGCGAACAAGAUGUUUAAAAACUGCCUGAAUCUUCGAGGAAACUUGAAUAGUUCUUCCUUCCAGAAUUCCACGCCGAAAUAGUCGUUCUGAACGCCGGCGCCCACCAUGGCGUCCAAGACGACGUCUACGGAACGAUUCAGACGUUCCUCAAUGUCCCGCUUCGGUCCAACGUCAGCACUUUGGUCCUGACGAUGCUUGGAACCGAAGAAAUGAGCCUGGACCAGCUUCAGCACCUCGAAACGUUCACAAGAACUGAGCGCGGGCUUUUGGUGGUCGAAAUUGGUGGGUUUGACAAGAGUUUCAGCUUUCAGUCGAAGUCGAAAACUAUCCGUAGAAUGCAUUAGAGCUAAUCUUUCAUUUCCUUGCCAUUUCUUCGACCAAUACUCAAUAAAAAUGAGUUUGAAUAGCCCUUUUUCAGGAGUACCAGCGAUCCAAACACAAGCCCUUCUCGACAAGGGCGCUCUGUGUUGGGGAAUCGCUCGGCUGUCCAUCGAAUCGCCAAAUUCGGCCAUUUUGUGCAAUGACUUGGAAGUGAGUGACACGAGUACAAACUUGGGAAAGUUCUUUAAAUAGUUGUUUGGUGCUUUUUGAUAGAAUGAAAAUUAUAUACCUCUUCAAGAAAUAUAAGCAUUAAUAUUGCUUACAUUUUUCCGCUCACCCUUUUCAAAAACCUUAUCUUCAGGUCCAAAAGCUAUCCAGCCUUCAACUGGAAGAGCUUCGCAGCAUAAUCGACACCAAGAGACGCGACUGGAUUGAGCUAUCCGAAGAACAGCCUCGACCAUUCUGGCCAUGUCUAUUCGCCAGCGCCGCCAAGGCCGAAAAGAAGAACAAGCGGCCGCAGGUUGAUUAUUUCAUAAAUGUUAAUUUUUUGAAUUUUUUUUUUAGGUAGAAGUCAUCGAGACCAACGACGACGAGGACGAGGAAGAAGUCAUUCAAGAAAUCGUCAAAAAGGCCUUGGAAAAGGAAGAGUUGAAGAGAAAAAACAAGGCCAAAGAUGAAGACGACGACGAGGAUGACGCAAAAACCAGUGCAAAAUUCAAAAAACUCAACUGCAAGUAUCGCAAAUCUUGCUAUGAGACUGGAGACGUCGGCGACAUCGAUUCGCUUGAUUUUUCGUCUCUGACCAGCUGGUUUUCUUCGUCAUCAACUGAGAAGUCGAAGCUGCCUGACUCAGAAGACGCAGAUCAAGACGGCGUUCCUGACGCCGACGAUGAAGACGUCAACCUUGCCGACCGGAAAUUGAUCUGCAAGUAUCGCCCCUCUUGCUACGAGAAGCACAACAUCCCGAAGAGCGAUAAGCUGAAGGAACGCGAGGAGAAGCUUCAGCACGUCUCCGGCAAGGCCCACGUUCCGCAUGGGCAAAAGAGGACACUGAAAGAAAUCGCUGAGAGCACCUUGAAGCGCGUCGAGAAGAACCAAGAAAAAGCCAGCGCUCGUCCUCUUCCUAAUUCAUUCAUCGUCGAAAAGAAGUUCAAGGAGAUCGAGGAGAAACUACGCAAAAAGACCGACUGCAAGUAUCGCAAGAGCUGCUACGAAUCAGGAGUCCUCCCUGACAUAGAAACAUCCAGCUGGGAGUUCAGAAUCCCCUACUUGCACUCGGAAAAAUCCGAUGAAGAUGAAAAGAAAGACGAAGAUGAGAAAGACUUCAAUGAAAUGGAGAACGACGAGAAGAAGCUCCACUGCAAGUACCGCAAGUCCUGCUACGAAUCUGGAGUGAAGCCUGAGAUCGACGCCGACAUCCAGAUUUCCUCUAUCUACGACCUUUAUUCGAUUCCAGAGCAGGUCGAGCCACGCAAGAUGAGUCUCAAGGAGCGCUGCAAGUACAGAAAGUCGUGCUAUGAAACCGGCGUCCUUCCGGACCUUGGCGACUCCGUUGAGUCCAAAAUCCAGGACAUUGUCAGCAAGGAAGUCAACUCAGUUGUGCCGAGCAACAUUCGUGAGCUGAAAACGCUCUGCAAGUACCGAAAAUCUUGCUAUAACGAAGUGGCUCUUUCUGAUUCGACCGACAUCGUGCAGAAAAUCCGCCGUCGUCGCGUUCUGGAGAAGGAAGUCCGUCGACGCCGAUCCAGAAGAUACAAGAAUCGCAGACGUGAGGCUUCACUCGCCGCCGAUGGCUACUACCGAAAGCCGACAAUGAAGGAAAAGCUCGCGGCCAAGAAAGAAAAGAUCGCCAAGGAAGCUGAGAAAGCUGAAAAAGCUGCCAAGAAGGUAGUAGAGCCCGUGCAAGAAACCGUUCCCGAAAAAGUUGUCAAAGCCGCAAAAAAGGCUGUGAAGGCCGGAAAGAAGAUUGUCGAGGAUCCUCAGGAGACAGUUGAAAAAAUUGAAGAAGAAGUAGCAGAAAAGGCCGAGAAAGUGACAAAAAAUGCGGGAAAAGCUACCAAGAAAAUCGUUGAAGACGUGACUCCUGAGAAGAAGGAAGACGAGCCGACAGUUCCCGAAAAAAUUGAGAAAGUCGCUAAGAAAGCUGUGAAAACCGGCAAGAAGAUCGUUGAAGAGACACUUGCUGACGAUGAUGACAAGAAAGAAUCUGAGGAAUCAGUUCCUGAAAAAGUCGCUAAGAAAGCUGUGAAGACCGGCAAGAAGAUCAUUGAAGAGACAGUUUCUGACGAUGAUGACAAGGAAGAAUCUGAGAACUCCGUUCCUGAGAAAGUCGCUAAGAAAGCCGUGAAGACUGGCAAGAAAAUCGUCGAAGAGGUCAAGGAAGAAGAACCAGAAGCUUCCGUUCCAGAAAAAGUAGCAAAAGUGGCUAAAAGGGCGAUGAAAACUGGAAAGAAAGUCGUCGAAGAGCCUGUUCAAGCCCUAAAGGAAGUUCUCGAGUCAGAGUCUGAAGAAAAGAAGAAAGAAGAGGAGCCCGAAGAAGAAGAAGAAGAGAAGCCAAAGGACAAAAAGAGCCACAAGAAGCAAAAAAAAGAAAAGAAGGUCGAUGAACCCGAACCAGAAGAAGACCAGAAGCCUGAAGAGCCAGAGCAACACGAAUCGAAGAAGGAGGAAAAGGCUUCCGAGGAAGAAGUCGAAGACGAGAAGCCUUCCAAAAAAGUGAACAAGCUCAAGAAGGUUGCCGAAGUCGCAGAACCAGUGGUCAAGGCGGUGGUUCACAAAGUCGCCGAUAAAAUAAAGCAAAAGCCUAAAAAAGCUCCAGUGAAAGUUGAGAAGAAGAAAGAGAAGAAGAUCAUCGACGCUGACAAGGAUGGAAUCCCAGAUCAUCUGGACAACAACAUCUCUCCAGCUCUUCGGAAACUCGGAUGUAAAUACCGCAAGUCUUGCUAUCAAACUGGAGAGCUUGCCGAUAUCGAACCUGUUGACGUCGCCGACAUUUGGUCAUCUCCAGCUUCUGCGGGAAUCAUCGACGCCGACAAGGACGGCAUUCCAGAUCAUGAAGAUGAUCACAUCAAACCGUCGCUCCGAAAGCUUGGAUGCAAGUAUAGGAAGUCCUGCUAUGAGACUGGAAAACUCGGCGAUAUCGAUCCUCUCGUCUUUUGGGGCUCACCAGCUCCUUCCACAAAAACUUCUGGGAAAAAGAUUAUCGACAUUGAUCAAGACGGAAUUCCUGACUCUGAGGAUGAAGAUAUCUCUCCAGCUCUUCGAAAGCUCGGCUGCAAGUACAGAAAGUCCUGCUAUGAAACCGGGGAACUCGGUGAUAUCCAACCUGUCGUGGUUUCAAACAUUUGGGCUUCCAAACAACCAAGCGACUUCAUCGACGCCGACAAGGACGGCAUCCCAGAUCACGAGGACGAGCACAUCAAGCCGUCGCUGAGAAAGCUUGGCUGCAAGUACAGAAAGUCUUGCUACGAGACUGGUGAGCUUGGCGACAUCGAGCCGGUGAAAGUGUCCCACAUCUGGAGCUCUUCUCCGUCCUCAAAGUCCGGCAUCAUCGACGCCGAUAAGGAUGGCAUCCCAGAUCACGAGGACGAGCACAUCAAGCCAUCUCUUCGCAAGCUUGGAUGCAAGUAUCGCAAGUCUUGCUAUGAAACCGGCGAGCUUGGCGACAUCAAUCCAGUGGAAGUAUCUCACAUCUGGAGCUCCCCUCCACCUUCCAAGUCGGGAAUAAUCGACGUCGACAAGGACGGCAUUCCAGAUUCUGAAGACGAGCACAUCGCUCCAUCUCUUAGAAAGCUGGGUUGCAAGUACCGCAAGUCCUGCUACGAGACCGGCGAACUUCCAGCCAUCAUUCAUCCCUUCGACUCUCAUCAUCACACUUUGAUGGAAACCAUUCGUGAAGACGAGUCGAAGCACGAAGCGUUGCUCCGUUGCAAGUACAGGAAGUCGUGCUACAAGCAGAUGGGCAUCAAGGAGAAGGAGGAAGACGAGGACAUCGUCGACGUCGAGGACAAACGCAAGCUGCUCAACAAGGCACCUGGAAUCGUCAGCAACAAGGAGCGAGAGGAGCCGCCGCCGCAGCCCAAGAAGCAUCAUCAGAAGCGCGGCGAAAAGGAGAAGAAGCGUCAAGAAUCAGAAGAAGAAGAGGACGACGACGAUGACAAGGAUGACAAGAAGGAGAAGCACGAAUCCAAGCCGGUCGACGUGCCGGACGAUUCGGUUCCGAUUCCGGUCAAUCUUCGCGUCGACGACAAACUCUUCUGCAAGUACAGGAAGUCCUGCUACGCGUCUGUCAAACCACGUGCCACGAGAGAAGAUCAUUCCGGAAACAUUGCAAGGCUCGGUGAGUAUUUAUGCAUUUCGGGCCAGUUAAAAUGGCCUCUUGUAGAGCUUUUCCACGGGAAAAGCAGCAUUUUUACGCAUUUUUUUUCACCACUUUUUUUUUUAACUUUGCAGUUUUAUAAGUACAAGAUUACCGUUGAAUACGUAAGGAAAAGCCCUACAAAAUGAUAUUUUUUUCAACUUCACAUCAAUUUUCCAAUUUUCAGGACCCAAUGGCGAACGUCUCAAGUGCCAUAUUUAUUAUCUAUCUUGCCGCGAGAAGUUUGGCCUUCCCCCCAAGGAGAAGGUAGCUCUUAAGGGUUUUAGGGUUUUAAAACGAGCCGCCAUUUUCUAGAAAAGAUACCUUCCUUGUCUAUCUUGAAAAAAGAUAUAUUUUUUAAAAGAACCCUAAUUUCUUCCUUCCGAGAGCCGGCCACAACCAAUAAUGAUAAUUUGAAACAAAAAUUUCGCGAAAAACUCUUCCAAAAUAAUAUUUUAGGCCGUUUUUCGCUGCACUUUUUUCAAAAUUAAUUAAUGAUUGAUUAAGGCGCCGAUGGGUCCCAACGGAAAACGUCUCUGCCGCAAGAAGAAGCCCGAGUGA